AUGCGCAAAGGGUGUCGCCUGAAGUUAAAAUCCGCGGGCUCACUCUUCCCUUCAAAAGGCGAGAGAGAAGCUGAGGAAGCCAGAUGGGACCCAGUCCACGCCAGCUGUGACAGCCAGUCACCUACAAGUGGCGUCCCUGUUGAAGGCCCAAGAUCGGCUGUAAGCGGCCAGCCAGCGUGCACAAUGGACGCACCCAGCAACUCUGCCACACCGGGCCCCUCUCAGUGCCACCAGGAUCCUCGGCCUCAAGAGUCUGGCACGGCCUGUGAAACCUCGCGCCAGCGCUUCAGGCAGUUCCAGUAUGAUGAAGCAGACGGGCCUCAAGAGGCCUUCUGCAAACUCUGGGAACUUUGUUCCCAGUGGCUGAAGCCACAGACGCGGUCUGUGGAGCAGAUCCUGGCCCUGCUGGUGCUGGAGCAGUUCCUGCACAUUCUGCCCACAAACACCGAGACCGAGAGGUUCACCCCGGAGAUUAAACAAAGGCUUUUCACCCUCAUAGGAGACCUAAAGAGAGAUCACAAGACACCAGGGAGCGAGAACAACAUGCGUGACGUGCUCUUGGAAGAACUGAUGUCUGUGUGUACGUUUCUCACACAAUCGAAUGCACCUGUGAGUCCACCUGCAUUCCAGAUAAUAGAACCUGCCCAGGAGAUCCGUGAGAUCCCACCAGAACAGCCACGGGAACGCAACGUUGUCCAACCCCAUCCUUUACUGAAUAUCGAAUUCCAUUUAUCCAGAGAAUAUGAACAACUGGAACCUCCUGGCAAAGAGCCCCCAGAAGAGCUGCUGGCUGAGUACAAGGAGCCUGAGGAAAACCAGAUGUCCUGCCAACAGGAGAUGCCAGCGAGCUUCGAGGAUGCACAACCCUCCAGCUCUAGAGCCCCUACACAGGCUCCGCCCCGCAAGAAGCCUAACUCUGAUGCUCAGUUAGGGCUGUGUUUUGCUCACCGGAAGCAAUAUAAUAUUUGCCAGAAAACCCACACAAAGAAGGUAGCACCAGGGGGCGCUAGAGGUGGGACCGGGUCAGCCGUCUCUGGGCAGCAGCUUAUUAGCCAGGAAGAGGAGGAGGAGGAGGAUAUCUGUGAGAAUGCUAUGGGCAGUGAUCCAGCUACUGAGGUGACCCCUCCUAGUGUGUCACAGGCAGACGAUUUGGAUGAUGAAAGACGGCAGUGUAGGCUGUGUAAGAAGGAGUUUAUGUUUCAGUUGGGCCUGAGAGAAACCGUGAGCAAUAGUGCAGAUACAAAACCUUACCAGUGCUCCUUCUGUGGGAAAUUCUUUAGGGGGCAGUCACAUGUCACUGCACACCAAGUGAGACACACCAAAGAGAGACCGUUCAUAUGUGAACACUGUCAGAAAAGCUACAAACACAAGUCUAGCCUGCUGAGACACUUAAAAUUCCACACAAGGGAUCUUGAAAGCAAGGAGAGCGAGGCUUCUCAGAGCCUUAUGCACGAUGAAAGCCAAUAG
Molecule: messenger RNA, 1467 nt
Organism: Apodemus sylvaticus (European woodmouse)
Lineage: Eukaryota; Metazoa; Chordata; Mammalia; Rodentia; Muridae
Product: zinc finger protein 449-like
Exons: 4
Coding region: 1-1467 (488 amino acids)
Source: RefSeq, a predicted model, not a curated record